UCUUAAGUUCUUAACAAAAAAAAAAUGGCCCAAAUAUUUAUAAUUUUAUACCUGAUUCCUGAACCUCAGAACCUGAUACGGUGAGGUGAGCAGUUGAGACUUGAGAGAGGCGGAGAGCAGAGAAUCAGAGAGAGGCUGAGGACAGACUGAACAGUGGAGACUGGAGACUAGAGAGAAAGCAUAUCCCUUAAGGUGGUGUUAAAUUAUAAGAGAAAGAGACAAGAGGUUCCUUGACAAAAGAUGGCAGCUUCUGCAAAAACCCUCACCAUUGACAAUCAUACUUUCGAUGGUGACUGGACGGUUGUUUUACCCCGUCGUGGCAAACAGAGAAGACAUUCAUUCAGAAUUAGAUCUCCAGAACAACUACAACAACAACAACAACCAUGGGCCCCAAUCGAUCUUGAAACUGACGCUGUCAGGAAAUUAAAAUUAAUGCAGAAGAUACAGAUCUGCAUGAAGAAAAUGGAGAACUCUCCGUUCUAUCAUACUUUACUGGAUCAAAUCCAAACCCCAGAAAUCUUUUGUUGCUUUCAUAGGGUCUUAGGCUCCGAGAUGAAAAUGCAAAUGGUGAUUUAUGGUAUAGGUAGCAUUGAAUCAUAUGAACCCCCUCGAUUGCAGCUUAGCCUUGCAAUCUUGCUGAAAAGGAAGCUCAGUUGGAUUGGAGAUAUCGAGGUUUUUGAUCCUGUUCUUUCUACAACUGAAUGUCAGGUACUGGAAGCCCUAGGUUGCUCUGUUCUAUCAAUAAAUGAGCAAGGGCAGCGGUGUGCGCAAAAGCCAACAAUGUUCUUUAUGCCACACUGUGAGUCAAUGUUAUAUGACAAUCUAUUACGGGCAAAUUGGGGAGUGGAACUGUUGAAUCAUGUAGUCUUGUUUGGGAAUAGCUUUGACGUAUAUGAGAAGAAUGUCUCAUACUCUAAGAACUCAGCUAUGGUUGAUUCAACAAGGCAUAUCUUGGCUAUUCGACAGUAUACAAAGGAGUUCAGAAUCCAGACAGUUUCAGAUGAUUAUUUUGGUGCUUUCCAUACUUCAAGUUGGCAUUUUUUCAGCCCUGUUCUUGAGACAGAGCUACAGUACAUUGAUUAAAAAUGGUUUCAGUAAUUGGAUGAUGUCUGAGCAUAUUUUUUCUUUCCAACUUUUGUUGGAAAUGAUUCUUGAGAACUAUUAUUAUAAUCCAAAUGCAUGCAGAAUGAGUUUUUUUGUUUUUAGUUGCUUGGAUUAAGGACCUAAACAAGCCAAUGUCAAGUCCGCAUAUCAGAAAUCACCUGAUAUUAGAACUUUUGAUUACCAAUAUAUGUAACAUCAUCGAUCUCUUCUUUCUUCA
This is a messenger RNA of Quercus robur (English oak), 1321 nucleotides long. Its product is annotated as protein SENSITIVITY TO RED LIGHT REDUCED 1. Gene Ontology annotation, cellular component: nucleus; cytoplasm. The coding region runs from base 241 to 1083 and encodes 280 amino acids. Gene Ontology annotation, biological process: microtubule-based process. NCBI's taxonomy places the organism in Eukaryota, Viridiplantae, Streptophyta, Magnoliopsida, Fagales, Fagaceae. The transcript is spliced from 2 exons. The record is from RefSeq and is a predicted model, not a curated record.